This is a messenger RNA of Nerophis lumbriciformis (worm pipefish), 2133 nucleotides long. The record is from RefSeq and is a predicted model, not a curated record. Lineage: Eukaryota; Metazoa; Chordata; Actinopteri; Syngnathiformes; Syngnathidae.
AGGGAGAUGACAAAGGAGGAUGUUUUAGCAUCUGUGGAGGAAGAUGCUACCCAGGGAUGCCUCAUUACAUGCUCUCCCCAUCAACGGCCAGUCAUCCACCAGGUGGCCUCUGCACCAAUGCCUGACGACUGUGAAUUCUCCUUCUUUGACCCCAGCGAGCCACAGUGCAGGGAGGUUCUGGAAGAGCCCAGCACCACAAUACCAGAACUGUUUGCUGUCCUGAGGCAAUGGGUUCCCCAAGUUCAGAAGAACAUUGAUCUGAUUGGCAAUGAGAUCCUAAACAGGGGUUGUGGUGUAAAUGAUCGGGAUGGUCUGACAGACAUGAGUCUUCUUCACUACUGCUGCAAAGCUGGGGCUCCAGGCAUUGGUGAUGCAGAUACAGCUGCUGGUUUUGCCCGCCAGCUUAUUGCCCUGGGAGCUGAUCCUAACCUCCGCUCCCGAUGGACUAACAUGAGGGCAUUGCAUUACGCUGCCUACUUUGAUGUACCCCAGCUUAUUCGUGUGGUAUUGCAGGCCUCUCAGCCAGGAGAUAUUGAUGCAACGUGUAGUGACUUUGACUUUGGCACCGCUCUGCACAUUGCUGCAUCUAACCUGUGUAUGUCAGCUGUCUCAUGUCUCUUGGAGUUGGGGGCCAAUCCUGCUUUCAAAGACGAUAAAGGGCAGUACCCAGCGGAUGUUGUUCCCGAGCCCCUUGACAUGCCCUUAGAGAUGUCAGAUGCUGCUGCCCUGGCCAAAGAGCUGCAGACUUUACUAAGGGAGGCUUUGCCACAGCCGAGCUCCGUGCAUUUAACAGCGCAAGUCCAGACCCCUCCUGCUCUUUCUGACAAAGCCAGGUUGAAACUUGCCUCAAUAGGAAUCCAGCUUGGUGACCGUGUGAUGAUUGCUGGACAAAAGGUUGGAACCCUUCAAUUCUGUGGAAACACAGAGUUCUCUGGUGGUCUCUGGGCUGGAGUAGUGCUUGACAAACCUGAGGGGAAGAAUAAUGGCUCAGUAGCAGGCGUCCAGUAUUUUACCUGUCAGCUCAAACAUGGUGUAUUUGCUCCGCUUUCAAAGAUAAGCAAACCUUUGGAAAGAUAUAAAAGUGCCAAUAAGAUGUCUACACCUGCACGCCAACGUCACAUUGACCUUUCACCCAUUCCCUCCAAAAGUAGCACAAGGUUAGGUGGUCUUUCCCAGUCGCUCUCCUCUUCAUCUUCCUCGGUGGAAUCUCGUCAUGGACGACGUCCUCGACCUCGACCCCAUCACAGGCAGCGUCUAACUGCCAGGCAACAACAGGAAAAUAUUUCUCAGAGUCCCGCAGCCACUUCUUCCCUCGGCAUCUACUCUUCUGCUGGCAUGGCUAUAAAUGCUACAGCAGGCUAUCGAAGCCAAACUCCUUCAGCUAAGAGCUCUAUGUAUGGAGAAACUGACGUACGCCCGGGGGACAGGGUGCUGGUCGUUGGCCAAAGAACUGGUGUAGUUCAUUUCUAUGGCAAGACAAGUUUUGCUCCAGGGCACUGGUUAGGCAUCGCACUGGAUACACCAAGUGGGAAGAACGAUGGAUCAGUGGGGGGUGUGAGAUACUUCAACUGCUCACCAAGACAUGGUGUAUUUGCUCCUCCAUCUCGUGUUCAACGGAUCCACGGAUCUGUUGAUUGCCUCUCAGAGCUCUCUUCGUCACAUCUCAAUCAUACAUCAAUCAGCGGGGUGAUUCGUCGCAGUUUCAGCACAUCAUCUGCCAUUGCUCCACCUAAAGAGAAGAACAGAAGAAGCCCUGUGCCCAGGAGUCGAUCCAACCCUCAUCGUCGGCGCUGGAGCACAUUGAGCGGAGGCAGCAGCAGCAUCAGCAGCAUGCCCAGAAGUACCGCUGGGACUGUCUACAGGUCUGACAACCAGGUCCGCCUCCACGAGGGCAUGCAGGUCCUGUUGAACAGUGCCAAUGAAAUGGCCUCCAUCCGUUACAUGGGCACAACUGACUUUGCCCCAGGCCUUUGGCUGGGUCUGGAGCUGCGAGGCCCUAAGGGAAAGAACGAUGGUUCUGUAGGCGGCCGUCGCUACUUCACCUGCCGCCCAGGUCACGGUGUGCUUGUUCGACCUAGCCGUGUUACCUACCGUGGGAUUAACGGUUCCCGGUUGGUGGAUGAAAACAGUUGA